AUGAACAACUUGCAAAGACAUAGUAUCUUAUUUGAUGCUCCUGUUGGAAAUAAUCCAAUUUACCUAGGUCAGGGUAAUAUGAUUGAGAAUAUUAAUGUCAUCUACAAUCCUAAAAUAAUCAGAACGUUUCUACAAUCAUAUAUGGUGGUCUUGAUUUUCCAGUAUAUUGCAUGCUUUUCCUCUGCUCCAUUUGAUAAUGUUGAAAAUAGGCCGUCUAUAUCGGUCUUGUCAAGCAUCUACUCGCUCUUUAUGGUAUGUUCGAACUUAAAAUUUUGA
Molecule: messenger RNA, 276 nt
Organism: Debaryomyces tyrocola
Lineage: Eukaryota; Fungi; Ascomycota; Pichiomycetes; Serinales; Debaryomycetaceae
Source: the annotation of a GenBank genome assembly